UGGGAACCGCGGUAGUUGAAUUGUAACUUACAAGAAAUUGAUGUUUUUAGUUAGACAGACUUUAUAAAUUAUAUUGUUAAAAAUGCCGAAUUUGUCAGCUAAAGAUUUGUGGGUGUUGAUUUCUGGAAGUUCAGUGUUAAAGUCUAAGGAACUAGUUGGUACACAACUUGAAAAUAAUGCUUCAAAAAUUCAAAAUGGUGUCAACUAUUUUAAAGAACCGAGUAAAACAUCAGUAGAAGGUUUGAAGAAAGACAGUUUUGAAGAGCCUCUUUUAGAAUUCAUUAAAAAACUAAGCCAGCUUCUGAAUGUUGAAGAAGAACAGUGCUACCAGUUGUUUUGUUCUUAUCUUUUAUACGAGUAUAAAGGUACCCAGGGAACCCUGAAGACUUUGCUAGGAAAUGAAAGACACAUACAGCCAAUGUUACAUGAGAUAUGGAAUUUUUACUACUCAGAACGACUGUAUAUUCUUCUAUGUUUGAAGCAUAUCCUUGGGCACUGGCAGGAUACAUCACAUCCAUACCAGGAACUCUACGAAGGAUUUCUAGAAACUAUAAAUAAGGAAGGGGGUCUUGUACAUAAGUUAAUUAAUCAGCUAGAAACACUAACAACAUUGGAAGGGCCUAUCAGAGAUACUCAUGGUCAGUACAUGACUGAGAAUCUUACAUACAGCUGGGUGACCUUCAAUUUGAAGGAACAGUGUGAGCUGCUUCAGCUGUUGCUGCUGUACUACAGAGAAAUGGAACCAGCUGUUGAAGAAGUCCAACAGUUAUUGACCAUUUUUCAAAAACACAGUUUUGGCCUGAAACAACCAUACCGACAACUUGUUCAUGAAACCUCGCAGUAUUUAGUCGACUUGAUUGGAUACUUGGAAGCCCUUUUGGUGGUGGAGAUGUUAGAAUUGGAGUGGCUUUUUAAGUCUCAAGAAUGCGAAACGUAA
Limulus polyphemus (Atlantic horseshoe crab) is the source of this 937-nucleotide messenger RNA. Its product is annotated as nucleoporin NUP188 homolog. Gene Ontology annotation, cellular component: nuclear pore inner ring. Lineage: Eukaryota; Metazoa; Arthropoda; Merostomata; Xiphosura; Limulidae. Gene Ontology annotation, biological process: protein import into nucleus; RNA export from nucleus. The coding region runs from base 83 to 937 and encodes 284 amino acids. The transcript has 13 exons. The record is from RefSeq and is a predicted model, not a curated record. Gene Ontology annotation, molecular function: structural constituent of nuclear pore.